Molecule: messenger RNA, 564 nt
Organism: Dovyalis caffra
Lineage: Eukaryota; Viridiplantae; Streptophyta; Magnoliopsida; Malpighiales; Salicaceae
Source: the annotation of a GenBank genome assembly
AUGAAGUCACUCUUUUCAAUACACAUCAUCAAACCCAAACUCCCCUUAAACCUCUUUUUAUCCACCCUGAAGCCCUUCUGCACUACAAACUCUCAAACCCCUCUUCCUUUGAAAAAGACCAAACUUUCAAAAAGCAGGGUAAAGGUUGGGGCAAAAGUAGCUGAUGAUGCCCAACUUAAACAAAACUGGUUAAAGUCUCUCACCUUUCCUUUACCUGAUGAAACUGAGACUGCAAAUUUGGGUGGAGAUGAUUUGGCCCGGAAUAAUGUGGGUUCCAAUUGCGUUAUCGGUAUUGACCCUGAUCUUUCUGGUGCUUUGGCGCUUCUGAAAAUUGACGAGUCUGGUUGCUCUGCUCAGGUGUUUGAUUCUCCUUACUUGAAAGUAAUGGUUGGAAAAGGAACCCGGAAGCGAUUAGAUGUUAAGUCUAUCGUUCAGUUGAUUCGUAGUUUCGAUGCUCCAAUUGGGAUGGUGGAGUGGAGGAUUUGGUUAUGGAUUAUGGAUUGGGGUGUUAGUUGCCUCAGGGUUCUCUGUAGUUCCAGUACCAUCUAUGACAUGGAAGAAUGA